AUGGGGCGCCCGGUCCCAGAACUUGAAAAGCUGCCAGCCUGGACCAUUAUUACUUCCAUCGAUCAAGUGCCCAUGCAGCCGCCCCAGUAUGCACCAAGCAGUGUCUCAGCCACGAGGGUCAGGCGACAGGGUCAGGGUUUCUGCUUCCAAGUGCCAUCCGCUUUUGCUGCGCAUUGGUGCAUGCACCUGCCCAUUGCGCUGAUUGAGGCCAUGGGCUGGUCGGUCACCUUCGGCGCCUUCCCUCCACGAGCGGUUGAUAGGCUACAAGUUUCCCUCCAACCAAAGCUUGCAGGCUUUGUGAUAUCUCCAGAGACCAUGCAAGGGCUGCUGCGUAAGCAAAGUUUCUUGGGGCAACUGUACCAACUCGCCAAAACACAGCCGCCAGGGUGCCCUAAGGUUGAGGUUGAGCUUCAGUGCCAGGCCGAGACUGUGGCGUUCACAUCCUUGCCCGCUGCAAUGACUGUGGAAACCAUCCUCAACUGCUGGCGGUCUGCCAGCCUGUUCGCUGGUUGUUGGCCGAAGGCCAGGGUUACAUCGGGCCCGUUCCCGCUCCCUGUCGAACGCAACCUGCAGACAAACGGAGCGCAGCCCCUGUUCCGCCGUAAGGGAUCCAGCCGCAUUUUGCUUUGUGUCCAUGUUGAGCAUCGAGGUGGCGGCGCUAAGGAUGACGGGGUCCAGUUGGCUAAGACGAGGAUUGCCUCACUGUUGUUGGACAGAGGAGUGAGCCUGCAUGAAACUACGGUUGUCACAGACCGCCUGUUAGACAAGCUCGGGGCCUCCAAAUGCCUGGCUCUGGUUAAGCCUACUGACCCGGCCCAGCGAUGGGAGGACCUUGCUAAGAACGCUAAGGCCGCAGGGGUUGAGUGGCCUAGUGGGGACAGCCGAGUUGCCAAAGCAGCUGCCCGAAUCCAAAAAGCCUUGCGAAAACAACGCCUUCCGGCACAGACCGUGCCAGUGGCCGCGCAAUUCCGCUUAUGCCCAGGGAUAUGGUGUGGCAUGGACGAGCAGCCGGUGCCCAUCUUGCAAAACCUUUGUCCAGGUGCAACAGGUGUUAUCCUGCAGGACGCCGCCGCAACAACCCCUGAAGACCUUGCCUUGCUAAGGACAAUGGAGUCGGAUGCUCUGUGUGUGGCGGUGUUGGGGUACGAUUGCCCAGAGCCUUCGACCUGCGGGGGAACCAUUAGUAUCUCGGCCGAGGAUGUGGAGACCGGGCGUCCACACCUCCUCGCCGGGUGCUUCCACAACGUAGGGGCCACGGAUGUGCAACCAAAGUACCAGACGCAGGCUGCAGUGACAGUUGAAGGCAUGGUGUGUUGCGCUUUCACGGUGUAUAGGGAUGAUCUCCCUGCAGAGGUCCAGUGGUCCCACUUCAUUGAAAGCCCGGUUCGCACAGCCCAGCAACAACUGCAGGCCCAAGGCGUUGAAAAGCCCUUCGUCAACCCGUGGGGCCGCACAUACCGGGCAGAUGGAAAACCGGUUGCGCCAAGCCAAGCUGACUCUUUGCAGUUCUAUGCCAAGGUGCCUGACUCCAUCCUGCGCACUGUCCUCCAGCAAAGCGGCUUUCUGUAUGGUGUACGUUGUGCCCAAAGCGUGGGGGGAUUCAAGACCCUUGCCCGGGUGGUCGGUUGUUUGGCUCGCAGGCUCUAA
Molecule: messenger RNA, 1647 nt
Organism: Symbiodinium natans
Lineage: Eukaryota; Dinophyceae; Suessiales; Symbiodiniaceae
Source: the annotation of a GenBank genome assembly